AUGGCGACGUACCUCCCCUGUUUCCUCCUUGUAAGCCUUGCAACAGUCGGAUCACCAGACGACUCUCUUCCCUCUAAAUGUUACGUGGAAAAGUUUGCAAUGAUCGAGAUCAUCUGCCCGAACUCUAACAUCACGGCCCUCCCCUCCCAGCUGCCACGCCUGGUGGACACGGUGUGUCUCCAGCAGAACCGGAUCCGAACCAUCAACUUAUCCCGGCUGGGGAACGUCAACAAACUCAACCUCAGUCAGAACAUCCUUACUUCUUUCCCGUGGGAAUCUUUAAAACACAUGAAGAAGAUCACGACGCUUGACGUGUCACAUAACCGGUUAUCCACUGUCAGGCUGGACUUGGCCUUAAAAGACCUGCGGCGACUGAAGUAUGUGAACCUGGCCUACAACAAGCUGGCCACCUUCUCAGAGGCGAACCUGGGAGUUUCGUUUCGAAGCGUGGGACCAUUUGCGUACAGGCAUAUCCAUGGCAACCCGAUUCGCUGCGACUGCCGCAUGGCGUGGCUAUCACAGCUGGCCCGUACGUUUCACCAUUGCCUGCCGUUUAGCUGCACAGCAGCUGUAAGAAACAGCCUGCUGUUCACCAGCUUUGUGUACAGCGAUGUGCUGAUGUGCGACAGCCCCGACAGCCUAAAAGGCGUGCCGGUACACUCUGCCAAUCUGUCGUCAUGUCCAGCCGUACAAGAGACAACCACAAAAACAUAUCUGAAAGUCUCUCCGACAAAUAACACGACAGGGGUGAUCGCUGCGUCUUCUGUGGACGAAGAUUGGAACGAGAACCAAAUCGCAACCUGGAACCAUACUUACAAACCGGAUGGGCAGUUUGAGAACAACACAGGGCCAGGGAUUGCCACGUCUAUCAUCUGUAUCGCACUUCUCGGUGUCUGGCUUGCAUUUCGCAGGUGGCUUUUGUUGUAG
This is a messenger RNA of Branchiostoma floridae (Florida lancelet), 927 nucleotides long. Its product is annotated as slit homolog 3 protein-like. The transcript has a single exon. Lineage: Eukaryota; Metazoa; Chordata; Leptocardii; Amphioxiformes; Branchiostomatidae. The record is from RefSeq and is a predicted model, not a curated record. Gene Ontology annotation, cellular component: plasma membrane. The coding region runs from base 1 to 927 and encodes 308 amino acids. Gene Ontology annotation, molecular function: protein binding.